UGUAACUUACGUACAGACUUAUCAUAUAGUUUAACACAUAACCUCAAUGUUGCAAUGUCUAAAACUUUUAGAAAUUUUUGUGGAAAUGUAUAAAGUGUAUAAUAUUGGAUUUUUAUAUUCUUUGUGAUUAUCAUUAAAUUGUUCAAUUUUUCUUUCUCUUUAACUUUACAAUUAUUUAAACAUGUAAGCCUACAUUUUGAGGUUAUGAAUGAAUUUCAUUAUUUAUAAGAAAAUAUAUUUUCUUUUUAUAUAUAUUUUUGUCUAACAUAAUUUAUGUUUUAUUAUGAAGCGACGUCAAAGAAGGCCUGUUUUAGAACUUAAUCAGUCUCAAUCUGGUUCUCAUGAAGAAUAUAUACAAAACAAACGCAAACAUAUAAAUAAUGAUUACCAAGGACAAAAUGUACCUGUUAAUCCAUUGGCAAAUUUACUUUGCCAUUAUAAUUCAGAUAGUGAUACUGAAGAUUCUAAGAAAGAUUAUAAAUUAGAUGAUCAAGUUAAUAAUUUUUUUAAAGAAAUUCAAUUGAUUGCACCUAAGCAAUCACUUUCAAAGGAAUCUAACAAUGUUGCCUUAACAACAAAUUCUAAUAUUCACUUAUCACAUCAUAUAAAGCAACAAGCAUUCAUGUGGCGUGAAUGUUUAGAUGAAUCUUCAGGUUAUCCUUACUAUUGGCAUAUUGAAACUAAUGAAGUAACAUGGGAAAUGCCAGAUGAAUUGCGAUAUUUAAAAAAUAAUGUUAAAACAAGUUCUGUUAUAAAAUCACAACCAAUGCAAGAAUCUCAUUGGGUUGAUUUUUCAUCUGUUACAUACCAACAACCUCAUGAAAAUAUACCAGAAGGUAUGAUACCAAGAGAAGUAGUAGCUCGAAAUCGUAAUAGAUAUAUUUGCAAUGAAACUGUCCAAAAGCAAGAAUUUCAAACUGAUCAAGAUACUGCAAAUACAUCUGAUACCAUGGAUAACGAUUCUGAUGAUGGGAAGAUAGAAAUGAUUACAUCUUAUGGGAGUGAUGAAAGUGAUUCAGAUACAACUGAUGACAAUUUAUUAAAAAAUAAUACAUCUUCUAUAAUUGAAUCAAAGAAUAUAGAUUCAGUAAAAUUAAAAUGCAAUGAAAAAUAUUCUUUGUCACUUCCUUUAAUGCAAUCACAAUUAAUUUCUCAAAAUAUAAAUCAUAAAUAUGAAGAAAAAGACAAUAUGGAAGAAUCAGUAACAGAAUUAUUGGAUUUGAAAUCAAUUGAAGGAACAGAAAUGAAAUACUUAAAAAACCAAAUUAAACAACAAAAUGUAGUUCAAAGAAUAAAUGAAUGUGUGGAUAAACUUAACGAUAAUCGAUUUAUUAUGAAAUCUAUAACAAAAAAAAACAAUAGCAAACAUAACGUUAAUUCUGAUGUAGAUUUUCGCAUUUCUUUGGUACCUGGUUAUGAUGAAGAUUCAGAUGUUGAAGAAGAAGUUAAGCAGGAAAAGAAAGUUCUAUUUCCAAUUCCUCAAAUUGAUGAAAUUACAGAAAAUGUAUCAUCAUAUAAAAGUACAUUUGAUGAUCAAAUAGUGAAUAGUAAUGAUGAUAUUAAUAUUGAAAGAAAAAAUAUAUUAGAACAAAAUAACGAAGACAUUUUGGAAAAAUUGGAAUGUAGAGAUGAUUCCGAAACUAAAUCAGAAGAAGAUAUACAAAAAGGAAACAAAUUUAUUGAUAAUUUGCACAAUCGAAAUAAAUAUUUUCAAAGAAAAAAACGGAUUGCAUUUGAUGUUCCAUCUACAAAAAUAAAAAUAAAUGAUGAUAAUGAAGCAAGUAAAUCGGAAGGAGACAUACAACGCGAAGAAAUAAAUUCUUCUGAUGAGAAUUUUAAUGAAGUUCGAAUUGGCCAACAAGAAGAAUCUAAUUCUGUAAUCGAGAAUAUAGAGGAAAAUAUUUCAAAUUUCAAAAAUGAAUUGAGUAAUAUUGAAGAAGAAAUAAAUAAUUCAGAAUCAAAUAAUGAAUCUAAAGAAAAUGAAGAAGAAGUUAAUCUAUUAUCACAAAUCAUACUUGAGAAACUGAAAUUUUUAUCAGAAGGAAAACCAGGUGUAUUGCCAGUUCAGUUGAUGUCUAUUCAAUUACAAACAUUGUUUGUUGCAUGGGAGGCAGGUUGUUUAGAAAAGAAUUAUUUGCGAAAAUGGUUGUGUGACACCAGUCACGAAUUGGAACGCUUGGAACAAGAUGCAGCACCAUCUGGAUGGCUAUGUCAGUGGGAUAGGUCGCAUAAGCGAUAUUAUUACCAGAACACUACCACUGGAAUUACACAAUGGACCUAUCCAGAUACUAGCAUCGCCGGUGGAGCUGAAGAAAUGGAAAUUUGUUCCACACCUCCUCCAAUGGAACAAGAAGAAAUUAUUAUACCUGAAGAAGAUGGAUUGAGAUCAAAGCCAAAGGAAUCACAGGAAAAUGGUGAGAUAACUGAAGAUAUGACAAUUCUAAGGAACAAUGACAUAGAAGCUCCACCUCCACCUCAAAUUUCAAAUCCAAGUCCACCUCCGCCGCCAAGAAUUUAUGCAGAAGAUUUAAAAAGAGACAAGAAAAAACAAGAUAAAUGUAAUGAAAAUUUGAAUGACAAAAAACAUUUGGGAGAAGAAAGAACAGGAAUUAUAGAAAUAAAGCAGUUGGAAAAUUCUACUGCAUUAUCGUCUGCCUUAUUAUCACCUCAACCUUCUAAUCUUGUAAAUGUAACUAGCGCGGAACCUCUGCCGCCAGGAGUAGAUUUAACCGAAGCACCUUACGAAAUAUCUGCAACAGCAUUAAAAAGAAUUAUAUAUGGUGCUGUGCAACCACCAGGUAGUGCUCUUUAUGAUACAACUGCAAGAGAUCCAACAGUUUCUAUUCUAAGUCAUCCAGCGACAAUAGUACAAGAACAUUAUCUUCAAUAUCCAGCAUAUCAUCAACAUUUGCAUGCUCCAGCGGCCUUAGUACUUCCACAUAAGCAUAGUGUACAGCCUGCAAUUCAAUUAAUACCUGAUUAUACUCCAAUAUAUACAAAUCAUAAAGUCAUUGAAAAACCGCCAGUUAAAACAGCAAAGGAAUCUCUUGUAUCUGCUUUAGAUUCAUUUUAUAAUGAUAUUGCACGUAUAGAAAAUAUUGAAGCAGAAAAAAUUUCUCAAAGACAAGAAAAUCCAGUGGAAGUAUCUUCUUUAUCAAUAGAAGAAGUAAAAGUGGAAACAGAACAAGAAUCUAUUCCUUUUGAAACUACUAUAAAAGAAAAAAAAAGAAAAAGGACAAGAAUUGGUAUUAGUAAGAAACAUAAAGAAGUGUCUAGUAUGGUAGCAAAAUGGCAAAAAGUACAACAGAAUUUUGAAAAUACAUAAAUUGCUGCAACUUGCUGAUAUUUAAUUCAUUCAACACAAAUAGCGCACUAUACUUUUUUCAGUAUAGUGUUUCUGUACCUGUAAUUAAUAUUAUUAUCCUACGCACUUUUUUUUAUCUUUAAAAUUCAAGAAACUUAACAAAAGAAAUGUGAAAAAUAAUGUAAAAAUAAACAGUUUCUGAAAAAUAAUGUAAAUUUCAAAAACAUGUAUUUUUUUUAUUUUUGUGUAGAAAGUAUAAACUGAUUAGUUUGAAUGCUUAUCAAUUAUAAAAGAAAUACAUUAUCAUGAUUUAUAAGUAUUUGAAAUAAAAAAAUAUUGUAAUUUAA
Apis laboriosa (Himalayan honeybee) is the source of this 3651-nucleotide messenger RNA. RefSeq names its product interaptin-like. The record is from RefSeq and is a predicted model, not a curated record. The transcript has 15 exons. NCBI's taxonomy places the organism in Eukaryota, Metazoa, Arthropoda, Insecta, Hymenoptera, Apidae. The coding region runs from base 284 to 3325 and encodes 1013 amino acids. Gene Ontology annotation, molecular function: protein binding.